AUGAUUCCUAUAGUUUUAGAUGCGCAAAAUGUUAGCGGUAUUGCCGGGUCAAUCUCCAUUGCAUGUUGGGUGAUCGUUUUCGUUCCACAGAUUUAUGAGAAUUUUUAUAGAAGAUCUGCCGAUGGGUUGUCGAUGUUGUUCGUGGUUCUGUGGCUUGCUGGUGACAUUUUCAAUCUUUUAGGUGCGAUGCUUCAACAUUUAUUACCUACGAUGAUUCUUCUUGCUGCAUAUUACACCGUUGCAGACAUAAUUUUAUGGUUACAAUGUAUUUGUUAUGGAACCGAACAAAAAGUUGACCCUGUACAUUUGUCGCCUGCCAAUCCAAUCAAUGAGAGUGUACUUGAAGACGUUUUCAACGAACACCAACCGUUGCUGAGGUCUCACAAGCAUAAUACGGUUCAAACUGUUUCGGAGACUGCAACAGAAUCAUCAUCACAAGUCAAUGUAAGGGCCAAUGGGUCUGCCUCUGGUUCUGGCAGUAACACGAGAAGAAACCUCUUGAGAACCGUAGUGGUGUUGGGUGUCGUGUUAGGUGGAUUUUUGUCCUGGUAUGUUUCCUAUGCGAAUAAUCCAGACCGUGUCCCAGAAGAACCAGAUUUGUCCAUGAACUGGCUCGCGCAAUUUUUCGGCUACCUCAGCGCAGUGCUGUACUUGGGUUCAAGAGUGCCCCAGAUACUAUUAAAUUUCCAAAGAAAGUCCUGCGAGGGUAUCUCAUUUUUGUUUUUCCUGUUCGCAUGUCUUGGCAACAUUACUUUCAUUUUGUCAGUUUUGAGCGUCUCUGUGAAACCCCGAUACUUAUUGGUCAACGCCUCAUGGCUCAUCGGAAGUAUCGGUACCCUUCUCAUGGAUUUCGCCAUUUUCCUACAGUUUUUCCUCUACGAAUCUGAAUCAACGCCCAUGGAUGACGAACCGACGGUAUGA
Molecule: messenger RNA, 921 nt
Organism: Lachancea mirantina
Lineage: Eukaryota; Fungi; Ascomycota; Saccharomycetes; Saccharomycetales; Saccharomycetaceae
Source: the annotation of a GenBank genome assembly